Messenger RNA from Bombyx mori (domestic silkworm), 2132 nucleotides. It is a transcript of the gene MED21, whose product is annotated as mediator of RNA polymerase II transcription subunit 21. The transcript has 3 exons. Gene Ontology annotation, biological process: regulation of transcription by RNA polymerase II. Lineage: Eukaryota; Metazoa; Arthropoda; Insecta; Lepidoptera; Bombycidae. The record is from RefSeq and is a predicted model, not a curated record. Gene Ontology annotation, cellular component: mediator complex. Gene Ontology annotation, molecular function: transcription coregulator activity. The coding region runs from base 890 to 1336 and encodes 148 amino acids.
GGGUGGAAGAGCUCAUAGUCCACCUGGUGUUAAGUGAUACCGGAGCCCAUAGAUAUCUAUAACGUAAAUACCGUCACCCACCUUGAGAUAUGAGUUCUAAGGUAUACUUACAACGGCUGCCCCACCCUUCAAACCGAAACGUCAAGUGGUCCUGUUAUUAGCAACAUUACUAUUUAGCUUAUAAUGUAUAUAACGGAGAAAUGGUUUUCUAAAUUUUAAUACUGAUGAGAAUGAUUGCAGUUCUAAAUGUAUUUUUUUAUUGCCCUUGUAGGCAGACGAGCAUACGGCCCACCUGAUGGUAAGUGGUUACCAUCGCCCAUGGACUUCAGCAAUGCCAGGGACAGCCAAGUCGCUGCCUACCGUUAAGUACUUUCCGCAAGCCUCGUUUGAAGAAGAAUACGUCAUAGCGCUCGGAAAACACCGUGGAGCGGAGCUCAUUCCAAAGCCGUAUGGUACGUGGCAAAAAAGAUCUCUGGCUUAAAAUGGCGUUACUAUUCCAAAUUAGGUACUGUUUUGCUGCACGCCAAAGUUAAACGAUCGUAAUAUAAUUGUUUCCUUACAGAACUUCAAGUUAUUUGGAUUUUAGAUUAAUGUCUCAAAUGAAUCAACUUUAUUUCAUUUCGCUCCAUAUGAUCAUUUUUCAUGAAAGAGAAUAGAAUGUACAUACAAAAGACUAGGAUGUAUGGUGUGUGAUAUCUUCGCCUUUCCACCUGGAAAUAUUGGAAAUAUUACUUAAAAACGUCAUAACGUUCAACUUCAAAUAACUUCAUUCAAAAGGUAGUUUUACAAAUUGAUACUGUAGGUAGCUUAAAACCACCUUCCAUAGAAAAUAUCCAUAUAAGGAUUAAAUUUUAACAGUGGUUAGUAGGAUAAAUAUCUGAAUUGAAUAAUGGCUGAUCGCUUAACUCAGCUUCAAGAUACCAUAAACCAACAAGCUGAGAAUUUUUGUAACAGCAUCGGAAUUCUACAGCAGUUCUCGUUGCCUAGCAAGUUCCCAGGCUUCGAACGCGGUGGUUCUCAGACUCCUCAACAACCGCAGAGUCAAGAGGAUUAUGCGGUUUUAUUCGCGGCUCUAAUUUCUCGUUGUGCUAAGGACAUUGACACGCUCAUCGAGUCUUUGCCCAGUGAAGAGAGUUCAACUGAGCUGCAAGUGCAAAGCCUUCGGCGACUUGAGGCCGAGAACAAGGAGGCUGCUGAGCAACUUGAAGAGGUAGUCCGUCAAGGAGAGAUUCUUCUAGAGAAGAUUCAGGGUGCUCUGAGUGAUAUUGCUCAGUGCCAGUUGGACAUGCAGAAUCCGGCUCUGAUCCUCAACAAGGAUGUGAAACCACAGUUAUAGGGAUGGGGUCUGGGGUUCUACCAACGGUAGUUUCCUCUACAAAAGGAUACGUUAAAACAAGAAUACACGGAAGUAUUUUAGUAUUAUAUGAAUUUUAAAAUUUUGUGUUUGAAAUCUUAAUGCUUAAUGACGAAGAUUUUUUUUUGUUGUUUGCAAAUUUGUUACAGGGCUUUCAUGCCGGUGAAAACUAAAUUGUCUGAAUGUCAUAUUUUUGAAACUAUAAUAAGAAAAACAUUGGUAUGACAUAUAUCAUUUUAAGUAAUCAUUUGUUAUAAUUGAAUAGUUAAGUAUACAUGACUUGUUUAUUCAUUAUUUUCUAUUAUUACGUAAGGCAUACUUUAAGUCUGAAAGGGUAGGUACCGCCACUCUGCCUAUACAUACUGUAAAGCCGUUGUUUUCCAGUUUUGAAGCACAGGUUAGUUGUUGAUGAUGAUUUUGAGAUGAGUGGCGGCAAUGACUGGGAUCUCUGGGCUAUGUUAAUCUCUUAAUAUUAGAUGAACUCGUUCAUCUAUAUACAUAAAAUAAAAUGAACACAAGGAAAAAGUAAAGGUGAUUGUAUUCAAUGAUGAACAUGAGUUUUAAUUAAAUUAAAAAAUAUUUAUGUUUUAUGUUUAAUUAAUUUAAUUAAGUUAUUAUGUUUAAUUAAAGGUUUAAUUUUUCUUUUUGUUGUACGCCCUGUAUAUGCUGGAAUGGACUCGAAUCUAAAUAUUAAUAUACUUUAGAGAUUGGAAAUAGAAAACUAUAAUCUUGAAAUGAAAAAAAAUCUAUAUGAUUGAAAAUAAAUGUUGAUAGCUAA